AGAGUGUUGUUCUACGGGAGAAGUGUCAAAACCAGUGUAUAUAUUUACAAAACAGUUUGAAAAUCGUUAAUUUAAGUGUUCAAAUUUGUUCAUUUUGAAAAUAAAAUAUAAGAAUCUGAAAGAAAAAAAUAAUAUCUUCUUGAUGGCACUGUGUGAUCUGCGCACCCGUAAACGAAAAGUGGUAAAUAAACAUUGCCUCGUAGGAACUUGCCGAAAUCCGGCUCCUACGUUAUUCCCGGUGCCUCAUUCGGAAUGCCCAUCAUUUCGAAAAUGGCGAAAAACCCUGGAUAUCGACGGAUUACCUGGCAGUUGGAUUUGCAGAAAUCAUUUUUUCGAUGGGGACUUUCAAACGUACAAGCGUGUGAAAUUAAAAAGAACAGCAAUUCCAUCUAUCUUUCCGACGGCAGACAAAACUCCUGCUCCGAAAGAAGGGUGCUGGAUAAGGGGCUGUAAAGUAAAAGCUAAGAAAAUGCUGGUCAAAGCUCCUGCCGCCAAACAUGUUCGCCAGAAAUGGAUUGCUGUUCUGCAGUGUGACCAUAAAAUAAUAAGCGAUGUGAGGAUUUGCAGAAACCACUUCCGCAAACAAGACAAAAUUUCAGUUGUAUCCACAUAUCUGAAAUACAGUGCAAUCCCAACUCGUGCUGUCGGAUCGCUUAAGCGGAGACGAAAAUGCAGUUCCAAAAUUUAUGCAGACCCAUCUAUCCAAACUAAAACGGAAAACGCCAUUACACCGGAACACGGUUAUGCUAUUCAACUAAAGCUACCUCGUAGCAGGACAAUGUGCUUUGCAGUUGGAUGUACUGCGAAAGCUGGCAACGGAAUUAUGUUACACAAAUUUCCACUGGACAACAGAAAUCUGAACGGUAGAUGGAUGCAGGCUAUCCGGAGAACAACGAAACCCACGAAGUUUUCAAGAAUAUGCAGUAGACAUUUUUUGCCCUUCGAUUAUAAAAUAGGAGGAAAGCGCUUGAAACCGGAUGCGGUUCCAUCACAACACUUGCCUAGGAGCUUCUCAACAAACAAGUUCCGUCUCAGUAUCGAUUCUAGCAAGUCAUUAGAUGACCAGAGUAACUCAUCACUAACUGUAUCAGAAGACUCUGAUGCUAAGCAGAAUUCGGUUAUUUGUGGAAAUACGACAUGUUCAGAGCCCUAUUAUACAGCUGUCGACAAUGAAACACAAAUUGACACUGACAACGUGAAACAUGGUACCAAUACUGCUCAAAUUGAAAUAUUGCAAAAUGAUCUGCAAUCUGAAACUAAUAUGAGCACUUCGACAGAACAGUUGAAUACAGAGUCAGACAAGGAUACAUCAGUACCAUUAUUGAUUAAACAGGUUAAGAAUAAGCUAUCUAGAAUAAGAAAUGGAGCCACUCUUACGACAUUAAUAAAAUCAGAUAAGGAUGCAAACACGUGGACUGGUCUCACAUCGCUUAAUCAACUAGAUGCUAUUUGUGUGUCAGUCAAAACGAUUGAAGAUCAGGUUUAUCAGAGACAGUGGAGAGCUCAUACUGUUGACCGAGUCAUCCUGACCUUGGCAAAAUUGAAACAAGAUAUUUCUUUCGCAGCAUUGUCUACCUUGUUUGGCGGCAUCUCUAUUUCAACUGUAGCAGAUUAUUUUAACCAUACGAUACACGUAUUAGCAGAAGUACUACAGCAAUUUAUAUAUUGGCCAGAUCAAGAGGAAAUUUACCGUAAUAUUCCCUUGUGUUUUAGAAACAGGUUUGAAAAAGUCAGAUGCAUUUUCGAUUGCACGGAAGUGUCGGUUGCAACACUAAAAUGUAUUAAUUGUUGUAUUUCUUGCUAUUCCAAUUACAAAGGUAGAAGGACUGUAAAAUUUUUGAUAGGAGUCACACCAGCAGGGCUAAUUAGUUUUGUGAGUCAAGCAUUUAGUGGCAAGGCCUCAGAUAAGCAAAUUUUUAAUGAUGAAAAUGUGGUGGCACUAUUCGAUGCAUAUAGAGACGAAAUAAUGGUAGAUAAAGGCUUUAGCAUUGAGAAUGAGUGUUUAGCUAAUGGAAUCAGGUUACACAUACCACCAUUUCUUCGAGGAGAGAGAUUGUCGUCAAGAGAGGCUGUUCUUAAUGAAAGCAUAGCCAAAGCGAGAAUACAUGUUGAGCGUGUAAUACAACGUAUUAAGCUUUUCGGUAUUCUUCAGAAUACGAUUGAAACUUCAAUGUUAACCUCCAUUGACGAUAUAAUGAUUGUUAUUUGCGCAAUAGUUAAUCUGUCGCCUCCAAUCUUCCAGGACAAUAAAUUUUAG
Armigeres subalbatus is the source of this 2257-nucleotide messenger RNA. RefSeq lists its product as uncharacterized. Lineage: Eukaryota; Metazoa; Arthropoda; Insecta; Diptera; Culicidae. The transcript has 4 exons. The record is from RefSeq and is a predicted model, not a curated record. Bases 143 to 2257 code for a protein of 704 amino acids.